Messenger RNA from Heterotrigona itama, 839 nucleotides. Lineage: Eukaryota; Metazoa; Arthropoda; Insecta; Hymenoptera; Apidae. The record is from the annotation of a GenBank genome assembly.
AUGGCACAAAGUGCUUGUUUAUUAUCUCGAAUAGUGGCCUCUUCUAUAACUGCUACAGUAAGAGCAGGUAAAAUUAUAAGAGAUGUUAUGGCUCAUGGAAAUCUAAAUAUAAUAGAGAAAGGCAAGAAUGAUUUACAAACUGAAGCUGAUCGUUGUGCUCAAAGGUGUAUUAUUGCUUCAUUAAGCCAACAAUUUCCAAACGUUACCAUUAUUGGUGAAGAAGGAUCAUCAAACUGUGAAGUACCAUCUGAUUGGAUUGUGACAGAUGCAGAUCAAGAAGUGUUACAAUUAAAGUUACCAACUCACCUGAAAGAUAUUGAUCCUAAAGAUGUGUGCAUUUGGGUAGACCCAUUAGACGGAACAUCAGAGUAUGCAAAAGGUCUUGUAGAACAUGUUACAGUAUUGGUAGGAGUGGCAAUUGGACAUAGAGCAAUUGGAGGUGUAAUUCAUCAGCCAUAUUACAAAAAUAUAGAGAAUGAAACACUGGGACGUACUCUUUGGGGUAUUAAUGGCGUAGGGUUUGGUGGAUUUACACCAACUCCUCCAUUAGAUGAAAAAAGAAUAAUUACAACUACAUGGUAAUACUUUUAUUGGAAGGGAAAGCUCAUGCUUAUGUAUUUGCCAGCAAAGGUUGCAAAAGAUGGGAUACUUGUGCUCCUGAGGCUGUUCUUUGCGCAGUUGGUGGCACAUUAACUGAUUUUUAUGGAGAGCAGUAUUCUUAUAAUGCAGAAACAACAUAUCCGAAUGAAAAAGGUGUAUUAGCUACUGCUCCUGGUCAAAUUCAUCAAUGGUAUUUAAGUCACAUACCAUACGAAGUAAAGCAAAAAUUAGACGAAUAA